This is a messenger RNA of Dentiscutata erythropus, 216 nucleotides long. The record is from the annotation of a GenBank genome assembly. NCBI's taxonomy places the organism in Eukaryota, Fungi, Glomeromycota, Glomeromycetes, Diversisporales, Gigasporaceae.
AUGAAUGAUGUUAAGGUUGAGGAUGGAGAUUCAGGAGAUAUAUAUGACAAGUUCUUCGGAAUUUAUGAUCCAAGAAAAGUUUUUGCAGUUGAAUUUUUUGCAUGGCUCCUUGCUCAAGGAAUAGAAUCGGACUUUAACGACCAAAGCACAAAUAAUUUCUUUCUCAGAGUUGACAAACUACAAAACGAUGCAUGCUGGAGACCAUAUCAAAAAGAA